AUGCGAUUUCUUCCCCGCCGAUUCGUUUUCUCUUUCUCCGGCGACAUUUUCCGGCAUAUCUCCUCCUCCUCCGACGUCAAGCAUCCUCGUCUCACAAACCUCUCCAAGAUCCCUUACUGGCACAGACAUCAAGUCAUUCAACACGCUCAAGAAGCUCUCACCGAUUACCUUCACAUCACCAGGUCUCUCUCAUUUACCUACUCCGAGAAAAUCAGCAAGAAUUCACUCAUAUCUCUCUCAUCUAUCGUUUCCGAGGUCAAUUUCUCUCCUUCUACCUUCUCCAAAUCAUUUUCUAGGUUUCUCAGGUAUCAUCCAGUUAACGAAUUCGAAUUUUUCUUCGAGAGUAUUGGUAUUAAUCAUAGAGAUAUCGCUUUGUUUUUACCUGAGAAUAAGUUUUUCUUCUAUGAAGAUCCUUCGAUUCUGAAUGUUGCUUGUGCUUUAUCAGAAUUUGGAUUUCCUUGGAAUAGGUUGGGGAAAUUGUAUAUGGAUGAUUCUUCAAUUUUCAGUCAAAACCCAGAUGAAUUAACUAAAAAAUUAGAUUUGUUUAAGAGUUAUGGACUGAAUUCUGCAGCUGUUAUUGGUAUUUGUUUGGUUUUCCCUACUGUUUUGUGUGGUGAUCUUGAUCUAGCAGUGGAAAUUAGUUCAUUGAUGAUUGAUUUGAUUAGUUUAUUGAAGGAUAAUCUUGAUGGCUGGUGUGAGUUUUGUUGUAAGAUUAAGGUGUUUUAUGAUUUAGGUUACGAAAAGGGGAGAAUUAGGGAUUUGCUUAGGAGAAACAUAACGAUUUUCAUUGAUUUCUCGGAAGUGUUCUUGAUUGAAAUGGUGGAGUUCUUCUGUAAUUUUGAUAUUGAUAAGAAGGAAGCUGGAUUGUUUCUACUUGAGAGACCAGAUAUCUUUCAUUUCGAUUUGAACGAAAAAGUGAUUUCAGUUACAGGGAUUCUGAAACAUUUCGGUAUGGAUUCUGAAGAACUAGAAUCAAUUGGUGAGAAAUUUCCCUAUAUUUGGGGAAGGAACAAGAUGAAGAAUUUACCUUGUGUUCUUAGAGCUUUGGAUUUACAAGAAUGGGUUUUCGACAAGAUUAGAAAUGGUGAUCGUCAUCAUCUACUAAGAACUUACUCUAUUGCCAACAUGGAUGAAGAAGACAUUGAUAGAAACUACAUAGAUGCUCUCGAAAAGGUAAAAUCAUCGAAAUACCAUAUUCACCUUCUAUCUAAGUUGGAGUUUCUUCAUGGAAUUGGUUUCGGAGAAAACAAACUGACAAUGCAAGUACUAAACGGGCUUCAUGGAACUGGUUUAGAGUUGAAAGAUCGAUUUGAUUUUAUGCUUAGACAUGGAUUUUGUUACUCGAGGCUUUGUAAAAUGUUGAGUUCUACACCAAAGUUUCUUAACCAGAAUUCGGAGAUUCUUGAAAAGAAAAUAAACUUCCUUGCAUCGGAAAUGGGUUCAUCUUCGCUGUAUCUUGAUUCGUUUCCAACGUUCAUAUGUUAUGAUUUGGAGAAGCGAAUACAACCAAGGUACAGAUUUUAUACAUGGCUUAUAGAGACGGGUUUGUGUAAGAAAAAUUACUCACUUGCUAGUUUGAUUGCUACUAGCGAGAAGAACUUCAUUGCUCGCGUUUUUAGUAUUCAUCCUGUUGCUCCUAAGUUUUGGUUAGAGUGUUUUAAACUUAAAUCAAGUUAA
Messenger RNA from Impatiens glandulifera, 1677 nucleotides. RefSeq names its product transcription termination factor MTEF18, mitochondrial-like. Gene Ontology annotation, cellular component: chloroplast. The record is from RefSeq and is a predicted model, not a curated record. Lineage: Eukaryota; Viridiplantae; Streptophyta; Magnoliopsida; Ericales; Balsaminaceae. Bases 1 to 1677 code for a protein of 558 amino acids. Gene Ontology annotation, molecular function: double-stranded DNA binding. The transcript has a single exon. Gene Ontology annotation, biological process: chloroplast organization; regulation of DNA-templated transcription.